AUGAAUCGUCUUGUUAAUAUUUAUGAUGAAAAUAACAAAAAGAGAAAAAGAAGACAGCUUGAUCCUGAAUUGAGAAAAGUUUAUUCUAAUCUCCAUAUUUUAAGCGAGUAUGAAAAAAUUAAAUAUCAUAGGGUUGAGCAUAUACAUAAAGAACAUUUAAAAGAUUGGCAUAGAUAUGAUAAUGGAC
This is a messenger RNA of Dentiscutata erythropus, 187 nucleotides long. Lineage: Eukaryota; Fungi; Glomeromycota; Glomeromycetes; Diversisporales; Gigasporaceae. The record is from the annotation of a GenBank genome assembly.